UAGAGAUUCCUCCCUCAGUUUUCAACAAUCUCUUCUACAUAAAAACUGACAAUUGUGACAGGAUUGCCUUAUGUAAAUAUGGACUCUGUGAAUGCUCAUGGCGAUUUUACACCUACAUAGUGAAAAAAGAACUAUCUCAACCAAAGGAACUAGUUGAAGAAAUGGGCUCUUUCAUUGAAUACUUUCUUUGAACCAAUUGUUUGUUUACAAUUUCUUUUUCUCAACACGCGGUGCCAUAGCCGCAGGUCUCGCCUUUAAACAUUUGUAAAUAAUCAAAUUUUAAAUUAAAUCAUCUACGGUUGAAUAGAAUAAAAAUGGCCAACAAAAAUUCAAGCAAACCUAAGCUUUCCAAGGGAAUAUUGGAAAUGAAGUUCAUGCAGCGAACCAAGGAGAAGGUCAACAAAGAAAUUGAGGCCGCCGAGGGACGUGAAAUGUAUUCCAGCGAAAUUACCGAACGCAUGAAGAACAGUAAAUCAAAUUUCAUUACGGAACCCAGUUUUGUGCAUUGCGAAAAUCUCAUUGAGGGCCGUUUAAGUUUUCGUGGUAUGAAUCCGGAAAUCGAAAGACUUUUGGAACUGGAAAAAGCUGAAAAAGAAGCCACGAAACGUCACGAACAGAGCACAGAUGUUUCGAAUGAAGAUAUGGCUAAGUUCUAUCACGAUGCUAAGGCGGCUGGUGCGGGUCGUACAAUGGAAAAUAAAUUCAAUAAAUACAAAAAAGUCAAUGCACAAAAGAGACACAUGAAAGACGUAGAUGCAAAUGAGGCGCAACCAAAUCAAGGUGGUUUUGCGGGGAAAAAGCGAAAAGGAAAAUUUAUGAAACCCAGCGAGGAUGAUAAUUAGUUAGAGAUUAAUAGAAUAUACAUAUAAUUAGUAAUUAGGUAUUAUAACAAAUUGACUGUUUCCUUUAUUAUAGUUUGUUUAUAUUUGAUAUAAUAUAAAUGCUUUGCAAGAAAAACAGAA
Musca domestica (house fly) is the source of this 962-nucleotide messenger RNA. RefSeq names its product M-phase phosphoprotein 6 (gene Mpp6). Lineage: Eukaryota; Metazoa; Arthropoda; Insecta; Diptera; Muscidae. The transcript has 2 exons. Bases 315 to 842 code for a protein of 175 amino acids. Gene Ontology annotation, biological process: maturation of 5.8S rRNA. The record is from RefSeq and is a predicted model, not a curated record.